AUGGACUCGGACCCAGAUGCGAAUCUUCCGCCGCUCAUACAACAAGUUCAAGACCAGUAUCGCAAGUAUACGCGUGUCUAUCAGCAUUAUUUAGACCGAACGACGCCCCAUGUAAUGCAACGCUGGCUCGCGACUGGCGGCAUUUUUGCCCUCUUUAUGCUUCGUGUUAUCUUUGCACAAGGAUGGUAUAUUGUGUGUUACGCGCAUGCAAUCUACAUGCUCAAUCUCCUCCUUGCAUUCCUGCAACCGAGAUUUGAUCCAUCGUUAGAAGCUGACCUUAUGGAUGACGAAAUUGAAGCUGGAGGCGGAGAAACGCCCCUUCCGACCUCGGCAAAGGACGACGAGUUCCGACCGUUUGUUCGCAGGCUUCCUGAGUGGAGUUUCUGGCUCUCCGCCACCCGAGCUACCGUCCUAGCUCUUCUCGCUUCCCUCUUUAGCGUCUUCGACGUUCCCGUCUUCUGGCCCAUUCUUGUCGUCUACUUCUUUGUCCUCUUCACCCUGACGAUGAGACGCCAAAUACAGCAUAUGAUCAAAUACAAGUAUAUUCCCUUCGACUUUGGCCGCAAGGCUCGCUACGGAGGCAAAAAGUAG
Molecule: messenger RNA, 591 nt
Organism: Serendipita indica DSM 11827
Lineage: Eukaryota; Fungi; Basidiomycota; Agaricomycetes; Sebacinales; Serendipitaceae
Source: the annotation of a GenBank genome assembly